Molecule: messenger RNA, 9559 nt
Organism: Limulus polyphemus (Atlantic horseshoe crab)
Lineage: Eukaryota; Metazoa; Arthropoda; Merostomata; Xiphosura; Limulidae
Exons: 17
Coding region: 135-5702 (1855 amino acids)
Biological process (GO): peptidyl-tyrosine dephosphorylation
Cellular component (GO): cytoplasm; nucleus
Molecular function (GO): non-membrane spanning protein tyrosine phosphatase activity
Source: RefSeq, a predicted model, not a curated record
GAGAAACCACACUAAGUCAGUUGUACACACGCAAGUAAGAGCACGCAAUGUGAAUUACGUUUAUUAAUCAUGUAUACCAAUUUUAAGCUCUAACCUAUCAUUGGGAAUUGAAGCACUAUGAAAAAAAUAUCAAGAUGCCUUUAAAAACUGUUUUAAAAAACUUUCUUAAUCAUUUGGAGACGUUAGAGGCUCGACGAAAAUUAGGUGAUGACCUGUAUGAAGUGGAAUUUCAGAACUUGAAAGAGUUGACAGAGAGAUUAAAACAUGAUCAUAAUUAUGCCUGCACUCAGGGAGAAAUGGAUGUCAACAGACGGAAAAACAGAUAUAAGGACAUAUUACCCUAUGACCACACAAGAGUUACACUGUCAGAUUACCCAGGUGUCCCUGGCUCAGAUUAUAUUAAUGCAAACUACAUUAAGGGAGCCAGUGGUUCUAUGGCUUAUAUUGCAUCUCAAGGACCAUUACCAAACACUGUAGUGGACUUCUGGCGAAUGAUCUGGGAGUGUGAGGUCAAAGUAGUUGUGAUGGCCUGUAAUGAAAGAGAAUCGGGGAAGUACAAGUGUGAGUGCUACUGGCCAAGUGAUGGUGAGAAGAAACAAGCAGGAAACAUUACAAUUGAAUUGGUAAAAUGGCGACAAGUUUGUCCAGACUUCUUGCUACGUACUUUGAAGGUGAGGAAUGGAAAUGAAGAAAGACCAAUUUGUCAGUUUCACUAUGCAAGUUGGCCAGAUCAUGGUGUUCCUACCUCCGUCCAACCUAUUUUAGAGCUAGUGAGGCUCGUUCGAGACUGUCAAGCAUCAGAAGCGGUGCCGGUUCUGGUUCACUGCAGUGCUGGCUGUGGAAGAACAGGAACAAUAUGUGCUAUUGACUAUGUAUGGGGUCUAAUGAGAAUGGGGAAGCUGAGUGAGUCAUUCAGCUUGUACCAGCUUAUUUCAGAAAUGCGGCGACAGAGAAUUGCCAUGGUACAGACUAAGGAGCAGUAUAUCCUGGUUCACAGAGCAGUUGGUGCCCUUUUUGAGCAACAGCUGAGGGUCAUUGACAACCACACAUAUGAAAACAUUGAUGAAGAUGGAGAACCACUUAUUUGGAAAGAAAUCGAACGGAGUGGAGAUUCCUAUGGAGAAAACAGAGUUGAAGAAUCUCCUUGUAAAGAAAAAGCAGAAAAAGAAAAAAUUUGUUCAGACACUGGUGAAAAAGAGGAAAAAAUUGAGAAACUACAAUCCCAGGAAAUGCAAGAAAAAGCUCUAUUCUCUUCUCAGGAAUUUAUACUUUCGAGACCAUCAUCUUGUGUUCAAGAUAUGCAAGGCAGUGGAGAUCAAGUUGAUUCUUGUUGUGUGUUACCAGUGGAGGAAAGAUCAAGUGAGAUAAUAUCCAAUACCCAGCUUCCCAUCAAGUGUAUGACUAAGUCUUUAACAGAAGGUGAAAGUCCAGAAAAGCAAAAUAUUAAAAUUUUAGAGAUAGAAGAUGAGAAACAGAUUUUGACUACUUCUCAUGACACAUUAGUUUUGAACAAGCUGAGGAGAGAAGCAAGUGUGAAGAGGUUGAUAUCUGGAUGGAACAAGGCAUCUGUGGAAUCUGAAGGCAGCAGUAGUGGAGGCCAAGAUCAGAAAAAUGGGGAUUGUGAAGAACAAGAAGUGUUUCAUUCCUCUGAAAAGAAACAUCAGACUUUAGGAAAUGGUCUUUCUUGUAGGAAGGAUGGGAUUCUCAAUGAAAACAGCUCCUCAAGAGUAUCAAAAAAGAGACCAUUGAUCAAAGUAAGAAGUUUCUCUGCAAGUGAAGUUGAAGGUGAUCAUUCAUCUAGUCCUCCUCCUGAUUCCUUAGGAGGCCCAACUAGAAGAACUGUUGAAGAAAAUUCUUAUUUUUCUCCAAACUUAUUGUCAAGGUCUUCAUUUGAAACAGAACGUCUAAAGAAACCUCAUAAUUCUGAACGAUUAGUUGGUAAAGCUACUGUGAUUCGUAGACCAAGUAUUGCCCAUUUAAAAGCUUUAUUUGAAAAAUCAGUAGCCUCUGAAAAUGAUGCCUCUCAAGAUCAUCUCUCUCGUCGCCAGCGUCCUCUUUCAAGAAGCCAUAGUCAUCAUAUACCACAAGGAAGAAUGGAGGAAAAUAGUGAAGGUCACAUUGGAUCAAAUAUUUUGGGAGAACAAGAAAGAACAGACAAUGCCCUGGGAAUUGUAAGUAGAUGUUACCGCGAACCUGUAUUUUCAGUUCAUGAUCAGGACACGUGUGACACCAGAGAUAGAAGAAGCAUUUGGUACAAUAGUUCUAGCUUUUCAAACCAGGAAAACUCCAAAGACACAGUUAAUCAAUCACAGAAAGUUGGGCAGACCACAAAUUUAACUGAUUUUGCUGUUGAUGAGCCUCAAGAACUAAACAACAAUCCUCUUCCUUCUCGACAGACAAAGUGGUAUACACAGGAGAAUGCAACACCUGACAUUAAGAAUGAAGAAAACAAAAAUCUAAGUUUCAAAAAAUUUACUUCUAAAAUUCAAAUUAAAGAACCACAAAGUGAUCAGUCUGUUUUAGAUAAACUAAAUUGCUUUCAUCCAAAAUGUCAGAGGUUACUUAGUUGGGAUGAAGGAGGGUAUCAAGAUUGUUAUGCAGCAAAAUCCAGAUGGUAUGAUAAUUUGUCUCCAGUCUCUGGAACCUUGUCAGAACAGUGGCACAAACAAAGCCAAGUUCAUGAAUCAAGUAAUGUAGUUUCUCAGAAUUUUUUAAGUGAAUUAAAUCAUCCUGUAGAUGCUGUUGUUAAAGACCAAAACCCUCCUGAGUUACCAGUGAAGAGAAAAAUUGCAAUGAAAACCAAAACUUUACCUGUUUCAGAAUGUCAUUAUGGCAUCUUGUAUGACAAUGUAAAAAAGAAAACUUCACCAAUUUCAUCUGUGUCUCAGUCUUUUGGGGUAACAAGUAUUUCAAACACAAAGAACUCUUCUCACAUCCCAGCAUUAACAGACAAGUGUGAAUACUCACAAUCACCAGUUUUUGAAAACAGUCAUGAAAGACCCCCUGAACUUCCAGAGAAAAAAGUAAUUGGGAAACAGAAACAUGUUAAAAAUCAUCUUGAAGUAAAAAGUGUCACAACUCCUCCUUCUGAUUUUGUUUUAUUAAGAAAAACUAAGCCGGUUUCAGAAACUGUGAAAUCAGAACCUAAAGAACCAGAUGUGUGCAUAAAAAAUGCAUACACAACUCAAAUACAACCUGUAUUUUUAAAAACUGGACAGCAGCAACCUUUAGCCAAAAGCAACAAAACAAAAAAUGUUAAUUUAUAUUCUAAUGUUAAUCUUGCAGCAAAGAAAAAUAUUGAAACGAUUGAAAAUACUCUUGAACAACAUCAUCGAGGAGCUAUAAUUGACUUAAUGUCGAAAUCAUCUUGCCAGCUUGAACGUCAGCACAAUGACCAAAAGCAAAAGAAGAUAGAUGUGUUCACACAGAAGGACGCUGCAAAUGUAUCCUUACCCAACAGAAAAAUUACUGAAGAUGCUAACAUAUUACCAAGACAACCACAGCAGCAAAAUAAGAAUUCCCAUAACCAUAAUCUAGGGAAGAUGAAGUAUGAGCCAAUUUGGAUUGAUGGCUCAAACCAAGUCACUUCCUCUGCUGAUCAAACCAAACUACACACUUAUCAAAAUACAGUGACUGUGGAAGGUGCUCUAGACAAGAGUAAUAUUCAAUACAAAAAAGAAACUUUUCUGAAGAAAGAAGAUGUUAGGAUAAAAGUAAAGGAUAGUCAAGGUGAAGCACGUAACCUUUUGUUGCAUAGUCCAGCUCCAAAGUCUAAAAAGUCCCAUGAUUUAACCUGCAAACCAACAGCAUCUACAACAAAAAAUUGUUCUGUCAACAAGAAGGAAGAUGUGGUUACCUCUGACAAAGAACAAACUCAAACCAGUCAUUCAUCUAGUACCGAUGUUUCAGAACUUAAUUCCUUAUUAGAUGAACUCACAUCUCAUGCUUCAAAGGACUUUAAAAGGGAAUCGACUCCACCAUUUUGUGAAAUUAGUCUACCUUCUGCUUCACCAGCACAGAAACAGAGCUUUGGUCUUUCAUACUCGCAAGCUUAUCAAGAGAGGCAGAAACAGCCAACCAGUCCUUCAAAGCCUCAUCCUGUGAGCCUGUACGAAGGAGUUACGACAGAAAUUAUCUCAGAACCUCAAGGAAAAGGAACCAUACACCAUAACCAAGCUCACCUCAGCAAUAAAACAAAAGAUGAGAACCAAAAGAAUCAGUGUAAAACUAAAGCCCAGCGUGGUACAGAAAGUGAUUCAAGUACUAAAAGGAAGAAAGAUCCAGACUAUGAAUGCAUAUAUCCUCUUCAGCACUCCUUCUCAUCACCACAGUUUCCUAACAUUCAUCACCUACAUGCAGAUAACUAUAAAACUUAUGAGCCUCGCAUAAAACCUCAGCUCCACACAAGUAUUCUCAGUAAGAAAUGUUUAGAUUCUAAUGAAACUUCUAAUCCUAAGUGCUCUUCAAACAAAACCUCUUCUAAAAUUACACCAAGCUGUAAUACUGGACCUCCUAAACCACCAAGAACUUACAAUCAUUCCUCACUAAAUCAGUCUUCCAGUUCUCCAUACAAGCUGGAUGGAGGAAGGCUGCUGGUGUCUGUUGGAUCACCAAAAAAUCCAGCUUUACACAAGAAGGAAAUGUGGAAAUUGCCAGUCAAGGAGAAGUUAGCACACCACCUGAAGGGGAAAAAGGCAUUAUUAUCUGUGUCAGAUAAUUUUUCAUCAGGAGGAAUUACACAUCAUGUAGAUAGCAAGAGAAUAAGACCAUUCAAUGAAAAUGCACUAAAUUCAGCCAUCCCUGCCUAUGGUAAAGAACUCACCAUGCCUGUAUACAGUAGGGGACCACUAAAUCUUUAUGCAUGUCCUACCACAAGGUCCAGUGGAGCUUUAGUUCCUGAUUAUGAAAAUGUUUAUAAUUCAACCAACAGUUCCCAAAUUGCUAAGUCAGGAGAUCAUGCUUCUAAAAGCUCAACUCCUUCUAUGCAUGCUCUUCGGCAUUCGAUCUCUGAUGCUAGUGUAUAUGUGACUCUUCGUGGUACUAAGCCUUGUCCUCAGGGGCUUUCAGUAAGCAGAACUCAAGGGCCUCCAAUCUAUAGUCAAGUUGUAAAACUAAAAAAAAAUGAAUCUCAAGAAAAGGCUGUGCCCAAUGUUACUCAAGCUUCUCCAUCAGAGGGCAUUCAUCGAAGGUCACAGGAUGAUAUGGACUUGCAACCAGUGGCACCACCAAGAAAUAGGAAACAACUUCCGGCUAGGAGAAGUAUGGUGGAGGUAGAAAGUAGUGGAAUAGGAUGGAGUGUGAAAGAUGACUCUCCACCUACCAGUAAUGCAAACGAUCAAGAGGAUAGUAAUGGUUUCCACAAAGACAGUGUUGAUUGUGUAGCCUCGCAGUCUUAUCAUUUAAAAGAAGGAAGUUCUCAAGCUUGCACGAAGAAGAGGAGUGACAACAGUGGAGUAAGCGAUCUUGGUACUUACGGAAAGUUAGGCGACACAAUAUCAAAAGCAUUAGGAAAACUAACUAUGGGUAAACUUUCAAAGUUACGUCCUAAACCAGACCCAGGGGUGGCUCAUGGACAGAAAAAUAAAGAUGAUGAAUCAAAGAGUCGAGAAGGAACGCCAACUAGAAAAACUGAGGUCAACUUAAAUACAGUAGAUGAUCAAAAACAGAAGAACUUACCCAGGGAGCAGUGGACCCAAGUCUAGCAAUGCUGGUUACUAGGAAAUUUCUAAAGGGCAUUUUAAAUGUGUGGAUAUGGACUUCCACAAUGAACAAUACUUAAUUUUUUGCAUUCUUGUUGUUGCUUGUUUUCUUUGAGAGUUAUUUGAACUCAUGUUUUUAUAUUUCACUUAUUUGUAUAGACUUAUUUAUUUUUCAUGUAAUAAGAUGUAGACUUGUUGGUAUUGGGUAUAAGAUUUACAGUAAAUUAAGUGAUUGGUAACUUUGUCAUAUUUGAUAUUAUUUAUAACCCAGCCUGUUUAAACUGACUACUCUUCAUAUGUCAUUAUUUCUUACAUUUUAUUUUCAUCAGAGUAUAUCUGAAAGCACAUUUAAUGCAUUGACUUUCAUUUGUAAAUAUUUCUAAUACAUGUUUCAGAAUUUAGUAGGUUUUGGUUUUAGUUUUGCUAUAGAUUAUAAAAUGUGUUUGAUGUGUAAGAAGAGUAUAACUUCACAGUCAUUUAAACUUGGCAUGUAAUCAGCAGUAAGAAACCUGCUGAUAGAUUUUGGUCACAAACAAGGCUAAAGACAUUAUUCAAUUUUUGUUUAUAAUGUUAGUAGUAUUUUAAUUCAUAGUAUUUAAUCAUUAAAUAUAAAUCACUAACUCUUACUUCACACCUGUUAGUGAAGAGUAUACUUAUAAAGUGACUUGUUACACUGUAAACUUUUUUAUUUCAUAUUUGCUUAUUUUUCAUGCCAACAGGACCCUAAUUCUAACGUAAGGUACACUGUGUAUAAACAAAUUUUCAAAAUAACAAAAAUAUGAAUACUGUGCUAAAUGAUUUUAUUACCCAUUGUCUGUUGAUUUUUUGUCUCCCUGACUGUAGAGCUUGCCUUGGCUUAUAGAAUCACAAACAGUCACUUACAGUUAAGGACACAUUGACCUAAUAAUCAAACAGCACUAUAAUAUUAGUUUUGCGUAUGUGUGUAACAGUAAUUUUAUUGUCUUGGGUCUCCUGUUCAGAUUUUCAGCUGAUUGAAAUUUCAUCAGAAAAUACUAUUUUUUCUUGUUCUCUUUGGUUGUUAAGUUUAUAUUUAAAUAUUAAAUGGUUGAUUUCCUCACGUUUUAUAGACGUUGGAUGUGCAGUAUAUUGGCCAGUGGUUACAUCAGAUCUUACUAUGCAAGCCAUAUUAUUAGGCUUAAGAUUUUGUUACUUUUAAGAUUGCUUAAUAAUUUCCUGAGUUUUAAUUGUCAGCAUAUUUAAUUUUUAGGUUCUUUAUUAGAUGAAAGCUUUAGAAGAAGCAUACAAAGCCCAACUGGUGUAGUGUAAUGAUCACCAGUCUGAAAUGGUUAUUAUAAGUAUAACUUUUAUAAUAGUUUUGAAAAUGUGCUGUUACAGCAUCCUAAUGUGGAUGUUUUUCUUCUUUGGUAAAAAAGACAUUACACAUCUUCCAUGGUAUAACAGACAAUGCACAUCUGUAGUAUAACAAGCAUUACACAUUUUCUGUUGUAUAACAGACAUUACACAUCUUCCAUGGUAUAACAGGCAUUGCACAUCUGUUGUAUAACAGACAUUACACAUCUUCCAUGGUAUAACAGACAUUACACAUCUUCCAUGGUAUAACAGACAUUACACAUCUUCCAUGGUACAACAGACAAUGCACAUCUGUAGUAUAACAAGCAUUACACAUCUCCUGUGGUAUAACAGGCAUUACACAUUUUCUGUUGUAUAACAGACAUUACACAUCUUCCAUGGUAUAACAAGCAUUACACAUCUCCUGUGGUAUAACAGGCAUUGCACAUUUUCUGUUGUAUAACAGACAUUGUACAGCUUCCGUGGUAUAACAGACAUUGCACAUUUUCUGUGUUAUAUCAGGCAUUGCACAUUUUCUGUUGUAUAACAGACAUUGCACAUUUGUGGUAUAAAAGACACUGGCUUUGAAAACAAACGUGUAUUGUUAAAUACCUUUUUUGCGAGUACAAAGAUUAUGCAUAACCUGAGUUUUCCUCAGGGAGAAAGUGUUAUUUUGUAAAGAGAGUUCAGUACUUUCUCAAUAUAAUCAAGAGUGUAUGAUAACGAAAAAGCAGAAGGUGUAAUGGUGUACAUGUGUAACUAGAUUUUUGAGUCUCAUGACCAACUGUAUCAACUACAGUAGAUGUUUGUUUUUAAUAUUUUUUAUAACUCUGUAGGUUUUGCUGGUCAUUACCUGAUGCAUAAGGAAAAAAUGUUAGCUGUUUUGAUUGGUCACAUGUUUAAGUGGAAGGGGGAAUUGUGCAUGGGAUGCAUCGUAAAACAAACACUUAUGGUUUCAAUAUAUGUGUAUAUAUAUAUAAGCCUUUAACUUUGUUUAUAUAUAAAUAUAUAUAUAUAUAUAUAAACAAAGUUAAUAUAUAUAUAUAAAAUAUAUCUUAACUGUGGGUCUACACUUCUGUGGUAGUUUUGCAUAAAAUACAUCUCGGCUAAAAUCUUAAUUUUAUAUAAAAUAUAUCUUAACUGUGGGUCUACACUUCUGUAGUAGUUUUGCAUAAAAUACAUCUCGGCUAAAAUCUUAACAGUAGGAAUUUUAUAGAAAAUAUAUCUUAACUGGGGUCUAUAGUUCUGUAGGAUUUUUCUGAAAGGCUCAUCUUGGGUUGGAAUAUUCAUAGAUUAUAGAGUUUGAUAUGAAAACUGUAUCUUCACCAUGGUUUAGAACAUUUUUUAUAAAACAUUUCACAUUUUUUGUGGUAUAAAAGACUGUGGGUGGGUUAAUGUCACUUGCUUUUUAAAACCUUUUUUAUUUUUCUACUUUUGUUUGGUGCUAGAUAUGUUAACCUGUUGCAUAAAAGUAAUCACAGAUCCAAUCAUUUUUAUGUACAUAUAGUGUAUACUCAGUUCUACUUAGGGCGAGGAGAGUGGUUUAAAAUCCUGUCAUUAAACAUUUUUAAAAAUAUAUUUAACAAAACGAUUAUAUUCGGAUUAAGUAAAAAUAAGACAGUGUAUAAUGUAUUUCAGGGACUAGUGUAAUCAUAAAGUAAGACCUUUUAUGUGCAAAGUAAAUUUUGGAUUAAUAUAUAUACAGAAUUAAUCUUUGUGUAAAUUUAUUACAAAGUAAUGAAGCAAAUUCGUUUUUCAUGGAAAUUUUGUAGUUUGUGUGCGUGUUCAAGUUGGUUCUUUUAUACAAAAUAUUUUAAACAUGGUACAGGAUAAAUUUAGAUUUUACUUUUAUCCUAUGAUCGUCAUGGUUUCAAAAGUAAGAACUGAAGUGUGAAUUGUUUCCUAAUUGUUUUUAUAAUUUUUUCCUCCACAUUGACAUUAAACUUAAUCAGUGGCGUGUUUAUGACCGACUCACAGUAGGUGUUUCUGUCACAAUAUUUAGGCAGAAUAGCAACAGAUAGUACUUUCUUUAUCCUUGUCGAUUUAUAUGAGUAAACCAGUUCUGAUUAUUGGUGACUGUGCAUGUACAGUAUAGCACACUGUAUUGUUUUGUGAUUUUUUUUUUUUUUUACUUAAUGAAUCAUUGUAUCCAUAGCUUUGAGUAGUGAGUGACAUCAAGAUAUUUGUCUGUAACAAGUAUGAUAAAUGACAUAACUAUUCUUAUUCCUAUUUAAUUAUCUGGUCUGUUUGUACAAAUUGAAUAAUUUGACCUAAGAUCAAAUCAAUUUGGUUCUUUGCUAUAUAAAUUUUCCUUACUUCUACUGCUGAUGUAACUAUCAGUUAUGUAUUCAACUAGUGCCUUCUGUGAUGGUUAACACUUUGUACAAAUAAAUUGUAUUUUUCUAUCUUGCUAGAACAUAAAGUCUACUACGUUUUAAAUUUCAUCAUUAAUUACAGUUGAUGUGAACCCGUUAUUAACUGUUUAAUUAUCUCAUUGUCCCUUAAAAAAAUUGAUUUUUUAACAAAUAUUUUUUUUUGUAUAUAUAAUA